AUGCCUGGAAACGAAGCAGUAGACAGGGUCCAUAAUUUUUUUGGUCAAGAAAACUUGUCCCAGGGACAGUAUCAUUCACAAGCGGUUGAUGGGAACUGGCCAGGACUGAACAACAAUAUAUGGGUUGGCAGCCAGAGAUCGACUGGUGUGCCUUUUAUUUCCAAUUUGAAGAAUUUUAAUCAACAGCAAUCUGAUUCGGAGCAGGGACACAUAAGCUCUCCACAUAUGCGUCAUAGUCUGAACCUAUCUCAAUCAAAUUUGAGGUCUGAGUCUGGAAGAAAUCAGCUGCCAAACCAACAAGCAGCUGUAAGUGGCUACAUGCAGGGACAACAGGUUUUCCAGACCAGGCACAGUGGAUCUAAUAUUAUGGGAGUGGAUACAGAAUCUGAUUGGCACAGCCUAUCAAGAGGGACACCUGUGCCAGAGUCACAAGGGAGUAGUGGUCUUGAGUUUUAUAAGAAAAAUUUAGCUAGGAAUGAUGCUGGUGAAUCUCCUGUCAAUUUUGAUUUCUUUGGAAGUCAACAGCAAGUAAGUGGCCGCCAGAAUGGAAUGCUUCAGCCUUUACUUAGACCGCAUUCAGGAAUAAAUGAAAUGCAUCUAUUACAGCAGCAAGCAUUACUUAACCAGAUGCAAGAACUUCAGAGGCAGCAACAAUUUCAUCAACUAGAAGCAAAGCAACAUAAUUCUAUGGCCCCAGCCCAGUCUAUUUCAAAACAGACAGUUACUGGCCAUUCCACGUCUCUUAUUAAUGGAAAUCCCGUAAAUGAGGCAUCUAAUUUUAUGUGGCAGCCUGAUGUUACACCAAGUAAUGCAAAUUGGCUCCAGCGUGGUGCAUCUCCAGUUAUGCACGGGUCCUCUAAUGGGCUUAUGUUAUCUCCCGAACAAGGACAAGCAUUGCGCAUGAUGGGUUUGGUUCAUAAUCAGGGAGGAGACCAGUCUCUUUAUGGUGUUCCAGUAUCUGGUUCAGGAGGCACUCCUAACCUUUAUUAUCAUUUUCAAGCAGAUAAGCCCGCAAUGCCUCAAGUUUCUUUCCCACAGCAAUACUCUCACGUUCAUGGGAACAAAUCUACACUGUCACAUAUAACAGCAGGGGGUAAUUCAUUUCCAGCUCACCAAUAUGCUGCAUUUUCAGAUCAAAGUAACACAAACGAUGGACCUUUAGUUUCAAGACAGGAUAUUCAAGAAAAGAGCAUGUUUGGACCUACUGCUCGGGGUAUAAAUAGUCGGGGUAUAAAUAGUCGGGGUAUAAAUAGUAGAGUCAAUGUGGAAAACUUGCAGCAAAUGAAUUCUGAGCAAAGAAUUGUAUCAAUGCAAGAUUUUAAUGGGAGACAAGAACUAGCUGGAUCUUCAGAGCUAUCAUCACAAGACAAGAAAGUGCAGGUUCCUCCUUCACAGAACGUAGCUACACUAGAUCCAACUGAAGAGAAGAUUUUGUUUGGCUCAGAUGAUAGCUUGUGGGAUGGAUUUGGUGCGAAUAUAGGUGACUUUAAUAUGCUGGAUGGUACAGAUAGUUCUAGUGGAUUUCCAUCCCUUCAGAGUGGGAGUUGGAGUGCGCUUAUGCAGUCUGCUGUGGCAGAAACAUCUAGUAGUGAUGUGGGUAUCCAGGAGGAGUGGAGUGGUCUAGGUUUUCGGAAUAUGGGGCAGUUAUCUGGAAAUGAGCAACCUUCAGCUACUGAUGGCAGCAAACAGCAAUCAGUUUGGGCUAACAAUAACUUGCAAUUACCUUCCAAUUUAAAUUCAAGACCUUUUAUUCAGCCCAAUGAUGUUAGUAGGCCCCCAACAGCUGAAAACCAUUGUAGUGUUUCUGAAUUACAUCAGUCAGGUCCUGACUCUUCACAUGAACAUCAUGACAGAUUACAGACCGAUUCUCAGAGACCAAUUCCACAGUAUUUAGAAAGAGGCAGGUGGUUAGAUUGCAGUCCUCAGCAAAAACAGUUCUCUGAAGGUGGUCAUAUACAUGGAAAAACUACCAACUCUUCAGGUUUAGAAAAAAAUGAAAAGGUUCUAUCAGAUUAUUGGACACAUCAACCCACCAUAUCAUCAUGUAGUGGUAGUGGUGGUCCGUUCAAUAAGUCUGAUGGGUGGGACGUUACAAACUCAACCCCUUUUGAUAGUAGUUCUACUUUCAAAACCCAUGAAAAUGAAAACUCAUUGAAGCACCAUGAUGAGAAAGCUGUGCAUGAAGAGAUGAGCCAGGUACCUGCUUCAUGGGAGUCUAAUUCUGAUGCUAAUUUAUCUGCUGAGUUGGAACAUGAGAAAUCUACUGAUAACAUGCAAAUUUGUCGGGAGGAUUCUGGUAUGAAUGGUAUUGCCGCAUUGCCAAAUUCGGUCCCUGCAUGGUUCAGCCAGCCAAGCAGCAAGAAGCUCUCUAACAUUGAUGUAUGUAGAGAUUCUGAAUCAGCAGAUAGCUAUAAAAGAAGUGAAGGUCCAGGAAAAUACAAGCAUCAUAUGGAGAACCCUUUAAUUUUAGAAUCAUCUAAGAAUGGAAAAUUUGAAGGUGAUGCAGAUGAUGCGGAUGACUGUAAUAAAAUUGAAAAAUCAGAAGAUGGUCUUGGAUCUAAUCUUCUCAUCCAAGAGAUGGUAGUAACGAGAGAAAAUGCAGAUUUUGAUGGCAAUGAUUUGCAUAGCCCAAAGUCAGCUGGUCAGGCACAUCAAGGAUCUUCCAUAACUCGUAAAUUUCAGUAUCAUCCGAUGGGGGAUCUCGGUGUUGAAGUGGAACCGUAUGGAAACAAACAGGUCAUAAAUUCACAAGCUAUGAACCAUCACCACUUUGGAGGACUUAAAGAUCAGGGAAAUAUCUAUAGCUCUCUUGGGCAAUCAAAGCAUGGACAUUUUGACGUGAAUUAUAGUGAAACAGAGAAGGGUGAGUCAGAGAGGUUGGAUAACAAUAAUACUGCUUUACCCAGGGUGCCUGAAACUGAAUCUUCAGAUGGGUUUGCUGCACAUCCUCAGAGGAAUCAAAGUUCUUCGACUCGGGGCUUUGGAUUACAAUUGGCUCCACCUACUCAGGGGCAUACAUGGUUGGCUACUAACCAGACUUUUCCUCCUCAAGAGUCAUCUCCUGGGGAGAAUAGGGAUAAUAUUUCUAGUACCACAGGGCAAGUUUUUGGUAAGGCUUCUCAGUACAGUGUUCUAGGGAACAUUCCACCGGCUUUUACAUCUGGAUUUCCAUUCUCCAAGAACUAUAAUCAGAAUCAGAAUAUAGCUCAUCUUGGUGGACAAGUAACAAAUAAUCAGCCGGCUUCCUCGAAUCAGAUAGAUGAAUACGGUGAAAGAGCUCAAGCUAGUCAACCUGAAAUUGCAUCUGCUCAGGACAUGUCCCAGCCAAGUGGUACAGAACAAAUUCGAGCCAGUCAGCCUUCUGGUAUAUAUGUUGCAUCCCUGCAUGGCACCCCUUUGAAUGUUAUGCAGAAUUUAUGGACCAGUGUUUCUAGCAGGCAACAUCCUAAUGCUUUGAAGAUUUCAUCACUGCCCAAACAAAUUAACAACUGUGGAAUGGUAGCUGACUCCAGCAAUCCAGGUGAUCAGGGUCCAGAGAAAGAUGGUAAGGGAUUAUCUUCCAUUGGGGCUGAAGAUGCUGCAUUUCCAUCACACAUGAUAGACCCUGUUGUGAAAUGUGUAUCCGAUGCUUCUCAACCAAACCUAGAUGCGACCUCUAGAGACAAUGAGGCUCUAGGUCAGUCUUUAAGACCAAACAAUGUUUUGAAUUACAAUUUCUCCUCCCUGAAUCAAGUCCAAUCCAUGAGAAACAUGGAGAUUGAUCCUAGUAAUCGGGAAGCCAAGAGAUUGAAAGUUUCAGAUAAUAUGCCAAACAAACAGCAGAUAGAUUCCAACCAGGAACAACAAUUGUCAUAUGGACAUAACAAUGUGGUCAAAGAUGUAUCUGGAAAUUAUUCUUCCAUCACAUCAUCAGAUCCCAGUAUGUUAUGCUUGUCAGCAAAGCCACAUAAUGUACAGAACACAAAUGCAACUUCUCAAGAGGUGAUUGGAGAUGAUCAGGAAAAAUCUGUUAAUGUUUCAGAUAGUAAUAAAGCAGUUUCUAUCAGAAGUGGUCAUUAUCCAAUAAAUCCUCAGAUGGCACCAUCGCGGUUUGAACAAUAUGGAGCUUUUAAGAAUGGUAAGAUAUUGCCUGUUUAUGAUGCACAGAAGAUAACUGCUGCGAAGACUAUGGACCAACCUUUCAUUAUACCAAACCAAUCAGAUAGUCUGCAUUUCCAAAAUUCAGUAGAGCAAGUUAAUAGUCGUAGUGAUGCUCAACUUGGUAGCACCAGGCAUACUCCAAUGCCUGCUUCAGUUGAGAGUGAGAAUGUAUGUUCUCAGUUAUCAACUCCUAUGGGUGAACCUGACUUACUUAGUUUUAGUUCAAAGAAGCGUAAAAGUUCCAUAUCUGGACUCCUGUCAUGGCAUAAAGAAGUUACUCAGGGUUCUGAACGGCUUCGAGAUCUCAGUGCGGCGGAAUUAUUAUGGGCCCGAACUGCAAACAGAUUGGCUGAGAAGGUUGAAGCUGGUGCUGUUGAAGAUCUAUCAGUGAUGGUGAAGGCAAAAAGAAGACUUGUCUUGACUACACAACUUAUGCAGCAACUGCUAAGCCCGCCUCCUGCAAUAGUUCUUGUUGAAGAUAUGAAGUUGCAUCAUGAAAGUGUGGUCUACUCUGUUUCCAGAUUAACAUUAGGAGAAGCAUGCAGUUCUAUCUCAUGGUCUGAAUGUGAUACUUCUUUGCCUCCUGGCAGCACAAUCCUGUAA
Messenger RNA from Vicia faba (fava bean), 4743 nucleotides. The record is from the annotation of a GenBank genome assembly. Lineage: Eukaryota; Viridiplantae; Streptophyta; Magnoliopsida; Fabales; Fabaceae.